CGUGCGGAGCGCUGACGUCGCGGGCGGUGACGUCUCAUGUACACGUCGCUUUAGCGAAGAUGGCGGAGGAGCGUCGGGCUGAGCGUCCCGCACGGCUGUAGGACUUCGUACGCCGCUUCAGUCUCACGCCGAGUCCCGGCUUCUCAGCGACAGACCCGAGGGACAGUCUUCACACACCCUCAGUGUUUUGAGCUCUGGAGGACAACACCAUUUAGAAGAGAUGCAGCCACCUCCUCGUGCGGCACCCCCUGGAGCAUGUGGCCCGCCCCCAUCUUCCUCCGGUGGUCCCAAUGCAUUCAGGAGGACUCGACCACACAAGCAUGGAGCAGCAGCCGCUGGAGCAGCAGCCGCUGCAGCAGCACCUGUUCCACCCUCACAGCCAGUGUCUGACCCUUUUGCCUUUGUGAGGCAAGUGCCACCUUCAAUGCCAGUAGGCAGCCAGGCUCCACCUCCAAACAACAGUCCUCUUCCUAUGCAAGCCCCUCAACCAGCAGGUUUAACCCUUACUGCUCCUCAAGUCCCAACAUCAGGAGGCCAAGGGGCAGCAGCUGGUCCCCCACCCACCUUUUUCACCCCUCAUCCUUGUCCAUCAGGGCCUUCACCUGCUCCUAACCCACCUCCCGCUGAGCCUGGCUAUUUCAACUCCCAAGAACCAAUGCCGUAUAUUGCACGGUUGCCUAACCCUACUACUCCUUUCAGCUCUAGCCAGUUUCAGUCUCCACCUGCAUCCUUGACACCACCAAUUCAAAGCAACCCACCAUUUCAGCCCACUCCUCCUGCUCCGUCGCAUUUGGUGCCUGAUCAUGGUAGUCGUCCCCCUUCUGUUCAGAACUACUUUCAGCCAACCAGUGAUCCGCCUCAGCCUUUCCAUGCCCCUCCCCAAGCACAGGCCCUUCAUCCUGCUCCCUCACCCCAUCCUGGCCCCCCGCAGGCUCAGGCCCUUCAUCCUGCUCCCUCACCCCAUCCUGGCCCCCCGCAGGCUCAGGCCCUUCAUCCUGCUCCCUCACCCCAUCCUGGCCCCCCGCAGGCUCAGGCCCUUCAUCCUGCUCCCUCACCUCAUCCUGGCCCCCCUUUGCAGGCACACCUUCAAAAUCAUAGCCAGUCAACCCCAUUGAAUUCAGGUGGGCCGGCCGGUUCCCAGCAACAGAACUUCCACUUUUCAGCACAAAAUUAUUUUAGCCAGACUGGUGGAGCCCCAGAGCCAUGGUUUAGUCAGGUUCCACAGGAUCCAUCUCAGCGUGCCUGCCCCAUCCCCUAUGUCCCUGCUGACUCCGGAACGUUGUCUAUGUUCUUCCAGGGCAAUGACGUAGAGAACGAAGAAACUCUUUCUGGGGAGGGACGUGUGAAUGGGAUCUCUCACCCUCCACAUGCAGGGGCAGUAGCUGAGGCCUCUGCGCAAUAUUUGAAUGACAGUGGGAAUAUCAGAGCUGGUGCAGGUCCAAGUGACUCUGUUGAGAAUCUGGAAUGCAUUCCGAACCAAGAAGUGCUGCCUAGCGAACCACUACCAAGCCUUACUUAUGAGGCUGGUCCUAACUUGGAGACACCAGAUUCUGCACCUCGCCCCACACGUUCUGCAAGUGUCUCGUCAAGCUACAGCAAUGUCAGUCAUGGAAGUGGCCAUGCCUCCCACAGUGGUGGCCACCCCCCUCGACGGCAUCAGGGUGUUGUUGGAACAUUUAUCCAACAGGAAAGCCCCCGCCCCCCUGAUUCUCUAGCAUCCCAUUCCUCCCCUGCUGGUUACUUUGAACAGAUAGAUUCUGCCCCUGCUCCGGAGCAGAGUCCCACAUUUCCCACCCCCAGCCCUCCAAAACCAGUGGGCGUGUUCCAAGCCAGUGCUAACUCCUCCUUUGAGCCUGUGCGAUCACAUAGUGUUGGUGUUAGGCCUGCUGAAGUUGACAGAGCUAGAAUGGUUGUGGAAAAGGUUGGAGCAGAUGUGCUGCCUGGCAACCUGGAGCAGCCUCCGGACAAUAUGGAGACGUUUUAUUUUCCAGGAGGGCAGGAUCGCAGACCUUCUUCUCGAGCCCAGGGAUCUCGUCGACCCUGUGAAAGUCCAGCUACAACCCUCUGGGCUCAGAGUGAUCCAGCUAGUCUUGGAGCUAAUAUUCUGUUGGCCCCUGCAGCACCCCCUCUGGCUGCUGCUCUUGUUCCUGUACGUCAGUCCAGUGCUGAGGUCAUACAGCCACCAGAAGACGGACCGUUGGAUCUACAGCCGCCCAGGACACAUCCACAACCUCACUCUGAGAACCUUGAGAACCCACCGGACUCGGCCUCUCAGGCAAGUCUGGGUUACGCUUCCUUGCUGGUGGCCACACCUUCCGUAGAGGCUUUGAACCAUCCUGUCUUGAUUGCGCCUCCUUCUUCUAAUUAUAGUGUUAUUUCUUCUCAAAGUCCUCCUCAAACAGCCAAUCAGACAAGCCCCAGGAAGGCCACCUCGCCUGUUCAACCGCCGUCUCAAACGCCAUUGGCCAGUCAAUUGCCGCCGGCUUCCUCUUCAAAUCAGCUGCCACCUCUUUUCUCUCAGGCGCCUGUAAGCUCGUACCCUCGUUCCAGCCAGAGCCCGUUGAAUCUGGCUCGAGAGGUCAAAGAUGCUCCGCCUCCUGGCCAGUCAGCCCACCCGCCUCUCUCAAGGGCCCAAUCACUAAGGGGUGAUGGUCAAGCUGUCCAGUCUCCUAAUUCACAAGUUACAUCUUCUGCUUCUACCACUAAUCAGAAUCAGCCCUCAAAUUUUGAGCUUCUUGAUUUUUCUAUGCACCAACCACAGAGCACAAAUCAACCUGUGGCUCUGCCCAUUUCCCAGUCUGUUCCUCCUGCUGCCACGGUGAAUAACACACCUGGCUUUUACCUGCAGGUCACCAAAGAUGCACAGCAAGCUGGGCGUGCUGACCUGGAACCUCCACAUCAGCCACCAACCCCAAACCCCCCUAGACCUUCCAGCAAUCAGACUAACAGCGAACCCACUGGCCCCUCCCAGUCGGCCCAUCAAAUUCCAACCCAGUAUCAGCCACCCCCACAUGCUCCACCCACUUCCCAAGCUGCCCCACCCCCUGUAUCUGGCACAGCCCCACCUCCUACUUAUCCUCCCCAGCCUGGGAAUACUACUGCCUCACAUGAACCUCAGCGCCCCCUGUCUUCUCUCGGGAGUCAGCCUGGUUACGGCGCCCCACCUUCUGUGCCUCCUGGACCUGGAUAUGGCAGUUACUACCCAGAGUACCAGGAUGGAAGGCAUCCUUACCCUCCUCAGUACCCCCACAUGGACCCAAGGGCUCAGAACUACUACCAGGAUGAUCCGUAUCGGAGAGCGGAUCCCCGAUACGGCCGAUAUAACGGACCAAACCCUGGUUACCGGGAGAUGGAGCGACAGCCAGAGAGACCGAGUUCAAGAACCAGUCAGUACUCUGACCGACCCAACUCCAGGCAGGGGUACGCAGAGGAUUACCCCAGGCCAAACCGCAGUGCCUAUGAAGACUACUAUGCAAAUUAUUACAAGAAACAGUACGAACAGUACGCAGAUCGGAGCAGGUGGUAUGACCCCAGUGCCGUUUAUGACCCCCGCUAUAGAGCUUACUAUGACCAGGCCUACAGCUGGUAUAACUACGAUCCUGAGGCCUACAGAAGAGACCCUUACUAUGGCCAACAGUAUCCCAGCAGGCCAGAAGGCUAUGACGAUCCGUGGCGCUACUAUCCUGGCUACGACUCCAGUUUCGACGAUGACUGUCGCCGACGGGACCCGUAUGUGGACGAAUUUGACCGGCGCUCCGUCCACAGUGAGCGAUCCGCCCACAGCGUCCACUCUGCACACAGCCGGCGCAGCAGCUUCAGCUCACGAUCGCAGCAGAGUCAAGUCUACAGGAGUCAGCCGGAUCUGGUUGCGGCAAGUUAUGAUGCCACAGCGACCACGCUGCCUGUGGAUUAUUCCUACGGUCAGUUUCCUGACCAAACAGACGCUCAAGGCUACAGCCAGUACAACGCCGCAGAGAGCACUUGGACUGCCCCAGAACAGCCUCCUCCGAGGCCAUUGACUCCAGAGAAGUUCUCAGUCCCGCACUGCUGUGCACGGUUCGGUCCCGCAGGUCAGCUGAUCCUGGUCCAGCCUAACCUGCCUUCGGCUGGACAACCGGCUCUCGUGGAGCUCCACAGCACGGAGACGAUGAUGCAGGAUUCUCCAGAGCAGACGGAGUUACGAGCUUUCCCAGGACCACUCGUCAAGGAGGAGACCCACAAGGUGGACGUUAUAAAGUUUGCCCAGAACAAAGCUCAGGAAUGCGCGCGAAACGACGACCUCCUCGACAAAGACUCCGCUGUCCUCGUCUGGGAGUUCAUAGUACUGCUCUGUCGACAGAAUGGGACUGUGGUGGGUACAGACCUGGCUGAUCUGUUGCUGAAGGAGCAUCGCUCAGUGUGGCUUCCGGGUAAAUCGCCCAAUGAGGCAAAUUUGAUUGAUUUCACCAAUGAGGCGUUGGAGCGGCCCGAAGAGGAGGGGUCCGGCCCACUGUCCCUCCUGUCCGACACCUUCAUGGGCACACCUGAGAAUGCUGGGAAGGAAACGGAGCGCUUCAGAGAACUGCUGCUGUUUGGGCGAAAGAAGGAUGCUCUUGAGUCUGCUAUGAAGAACGGGCUUUGGGGCCACGCAUUGCUUCUGGCCAGUAAGAUGGACAAUAGAACGCACGCGAGAGUCAUGACCAGGUUUGCCAACAGUCUUCCCAUCAAUGACCCCCUGCAGACGGUCUACCAGCUCAUGUCAGGAAGGAUGCCAGCUGCUGCUACGUGUUGUGGGGAUGAGAAAUGGGGAGACUGGCGCCCUCAUCUGGCCAUGGUGCUCUCCAACCUUACACACACUCUGGACUUGGACACGCGCACCAUCUCGACGAUGGGAGACACUCUCGCCUCUAAAGGUCUGGUUGAUGCGGCUCAUUUCUGUUACCUGAUGGCUCAGGUGGGCUUGGGCGUCUUUACCAAAAAGAGCACCAAGAUGGUCCUCAUCGGCUCCAACCACAGUUUGCCGUUUGUGAGAUUCUGUAGCACAGAAGCGAUCCAGAGGACGGAGGCGUACGAGUACGCUCAGUCUCUGGGCUCUCAGCCUCUCUCACUGCCCAACUUCCAGGUGUUCAAGUUCAUCUACGCAUGUCGGCUGGCGGAGGCGGGGCUUUGUGCUCAGGCCUUCCAUUAUUGUGAGGUCAUUUCCCGUGCGCUGCUGACGUUACCUGACUACCAUUCACCUGUGUUCAUCAGUCAGCUCAUACAGAUGUCUGAGCGGUUGAGGUUUUUUGACCCCCAGCUGAAGGAGAAGCCAGAGCAAGAGCUCUUCCAGGAGCCGGACUGGCUGCUGCUCCUCAGAAAACUCAGCAGUCAGAUUCAGGAUGGUGUGAUAUCAUUGCGUACAGACCGCAGCACUCCUCAGCCGUCUGCUUGCACUACACCGAGCUCAGAGGAACACCCCAGCCUGCCUGACCAUUCAGCUUUGAGCUCCGAUCCUCAUAACCCCCUCAUGACCUCCCUAAUGCCACAGCCAGGCCCACCAACGCCAGGGGUGCAGCUCAUGCCACCAGCUCCCGUAACCAUUUUGCACGAUGGGACAGUCUCACUGCAUCAUGCCCCUCCCCCUGGCGAGAGUAUUCCGUUUUACCCAGCAGCCCCUGUUCCAGCCCAGCCUGGCUUCCCCCCACAGUUCCAGCCUGAACACCAGGAACCUUACUCACCCAUGCCAACACAGAGCCCCACGCUAACGUCCCCUAACAUGCCCCCACAGAUACCCUUCUACACACCUGCAGAAAUGCCCCCUCACAUGCCCCCUCACAUGGCCCCUCACAUGCCCCCUCACAUGGCCCCUCAGAUGCACCCUCAGAUGCCCCUUGGGAUGCCUCCCCAAAUCCCUGGGGCAGAAUCUACACCUCCCUCUCCUCAGCUUCCUCAGCCAUCUCCCCCAUCCCGUGGACCCCCUCCUCAGAUGGACUUCUAUGACAACAUGGCCCACAUGAGUUCAGGAAGAAGAUCCAGGACCACCUCUCAGUCUUCAACACAUAUGAUGCCAGGACGUCGCUCCCGCACCACUUCAGAGUCGUCCACUCAUUCCAUUGGACGAGAACGGAGCAACUCUGCAGCCAAUCAGAGCUCUCCUCCUCCACCUCCUAUUCCAGAGGCGCCGCCCCAGGAGGCACCCAAGAAAACCAAGAAAGAAUCGCCGAAAAAGGGAGGAGGUGGAGGCAUCCUGAGCUGGUUGUAUCGGAGAGGAAAGAACGAAGUUCAUCUCCCUGAUGACAAGAACAAAUCGAUUGUUUGGGAUGAAAAAAAGCAGAGAUGGGUGAAUCUGGAUGAACCAGAGGAGGAGAAUAAGCCACCACCCCCUCCUCCCUCAAUGUUUCCAAAAGCUCCAAUGGGUGGUCCUGGAGCAGGGCCUGGAAUGGGUGGACCGCCGGGCGUACCACCCGGUGCACCGGGGGCAGGGCCGCCUGUUAAUAUAUUCUCGAGGAAAGCAGGCACUAAGGGUCGGUAUGUGGAUGUGUUGAAUCAGGGUCGUGGAGAUUCCAAACCUGCUGCUGCAGUUCCUCCUCCUGCUGACCUGUUCGCCCCCCUGGCACCCAUGGCCAUGCCUGCCAACCUCUUCGUUCCCACUGCAGCUCCAGAUGACCAGCAGCCGAUGGAGGGAAGUGUUCCCGACAGCAGUGGAGCCAACACAGAACACACUCAGCCCAGUGCUACAGUUCCACAGAUGUUUAAUCCGACACUUUUGCCCCCGGGUCCUGAGGGCACUCAGUCGGGAGAGCUCUCACGUUCUAGCUCAAUGAGUUCUUUAUCACGAGAAGUGAGUCAGCAUUUAAACCAGGUCCCCACACAGCCGCAGGCCCAGGGAGCUCCACCCACAGGAGGCGUGACUUUUUAUAACCCCUCUCAGUUUGCACAGUCUGUUCCUCCAGCUCGGUCUCGUCCGGGGCGACUGGGUCAGCGCGAGUACCCCGCACUGAAAUAGAGACCGGAGCGCUGUGGUUCUACAACACGUCAGGAUGAAUUUCGACCCAGACUCAGAAGCGCUGGUCCACCGUCUGGCCUCCAGUGGUCACCACCUUCAUCUUGAAUCACCGGUCGUCAUCCCAGUUUAUUCCUUAUGUCGUUCUUUUACGGAGUGUAUGAUGUCUAUACAGGCAAGCCAUCGCCCGCAAGAGACGCAUUAGCCCCGUCUCCUCGUCCUCCUUUCUUUCCUCCUCUUCUCUGUCGUCUUCUUCCUCGACUCUUUCGUUUGCCCUGUGUCGUGACUGGAAUGCUCUUCCCUCUGAACAGUGUGACAUUUAAGUGCAAUAAUAUUGUUUAGAAUUCGUUUAGUUUGCCUAAUUGUAACUGCAUUUCAGCCCUGUGUGUGUGUGUGUGUGUGUGAGCGAGAGAGAGGGGCGUGCCGGUGUGUGUGUGUGUGUGUGUGUGUGUGUGUGUGUGUGUGUGUGGUGUGUGGUGAGCGAGAGAGA
Molecule: messenger RNA, 7451 nt
Organism: Pygocentrus nattereri (red-bellied piranha)
Lineage: Eukaryota; Metazoa; Chordata; Actinopteri; Characiformes; Serrasalmidae
Gene: sec16a
Product: SEC16 homolog A, endoplasmic reticulum export factor
Exons: 31
Coding region: 221-6964 (2247 amino acids)
Biological process (GO): COPII vesicle coat assembly; Golgi organization; autophagy
Cellular component (GO): ER to Golgi transport vesicle membrane; endoplasmic reticulum exit site
Source: RefSeq, a predicted model, not a curated record